This is a messenger RNA of Magallana angulata, 1979 nucleotides long. Its product is annotated as NAD(P)H-hydrate epimerase-like. Gene Ontology annotation, molecular function: NAD(P)HX epimerase activity. Gene Ontology annotation, cellular component: mitochondrion. Bases 200 to 1018 code for a protein of 272 amino acids. NCBI's taxonomy places the organism in Eukaryota, Metazoa, Mollusca, Bivalvia, Ostreida, Ostreidae. The record is from RefSeq and is a predicted model, not a curated record. The transcript is spliced from 6 exons.
AAAAAAAACCUAGGAUCUCGAACCCGAGAGAAAUAAAAUCAAAAUAAACUGAGAACUCUGAAAGUGUUACGAAAAAUUGGAAAGUUUUAAUGAGCAUUCAGAAGGUCAAAGAACGGAAGGCAAGGGCCCCUGUGUAGUUGGAUGAGUUCAGAAAGGUCAGAGGUCAAGUUUGAACAAGACUGAAGGUCAGACAAACUACAUGAUUGUCUUUAAAACUGUGUACACUCGAGUACUCUCUCAGGUCACUCAGAGGAUUCAUCGCCAGUUCUCCUGUUCAACUAGAAUCAUGGCAGUUGAUCAAGGAAAACUCAAAUAUCUGGGUCAGGUAGAGGCCCAGAAGAUAGACGAGGAGUUGUUCACAGAGUACGCCUUCAGCGUGGACCAGCUGAUGGAACUCGCCGGAUAUAGCUGUGCUGUCGCCAUAGCAAAGUGUUACCCGGUGGAGAAAUUGACUCAAGGUAACGGUGCUGUUCUUGUCUGCUGUGGGCCGGGCAACAAUGGCGGUGAUGGACUUGUGUGUGCCAGACAUCUAAAGCUAUUUGGUUACAACCCCACCUUGUUCUACCCCAAGAAGCCUAACAAGCCUCUCUUUGAUAACCUGACCAAACAGUGUCAGGGUAUGGAGUUACCGUUCCUGUCGGAGUUCCCCACCGAUGUAGAGGUCAUCCAAAGGUCAUACAGUCUGGUGGUGGAUGCUCUGUUUGGGUUCAGCUUCCAGCCGCCCGUCAGGCCUCUGUUUGCUGGGGUCAUUGACACCCUGAAGAAGGUGGAGACUCCCAUCUGUAGUGUGGAUGUACCCUCAGGCUGGAACGUAGAAGAGGGAGAUCCUAGUGGUCUACAGCCACAGCUUCUCAUCUCCCUCACAGCUCCCAAACGGUGCGCCAAACUCUUCAAGGGCAGAUUUCACUACCUGGGCGGACGAUUCGUCCCGAGAGCCCUGGAACAUAAGUAUGACCUUCAACUUCCUCCCUACCCCGGAACUGAUUGUGUGGUGGAACUAAAUACAGAAAAUUCCUAAAAAUUUCAGUUUGGAGGAAUAAUAUCUUACAUGUCUACACUCUAUUGAAAAACAUUGGGUUUUUUUCAGAAAAUAAUAUUUUUGAUGUGAAAUAUUUUUACAUGAAAUAAGUUAUUUACCUAUAAUUUUGCAUUGUAAUUAGAAUCAGUUUUUAAUAAAACUGAACUACCUGAUGAAGAACUAUUGUUAUAGGAAGUAUAGAGACUGAUGAUAAAAUUGUUAAAAUUACAUCCACUUAAUUGUAGAAUGUUUCUUUUAGACAAAGCACAAGUAAUCAGAAUUCUGAUCUAUAGCAAAAUAAUUUUGUCGUUAACAAACUAUCUAACUGUUUAUCAAUUGAAUUUCAAAUGUUAUCGUUAAUGGUCAAAAGUUCACAACCACCAAUGAUAUGGAAUAAUACUUAAGAUAAGUACAUUGUUAACCAGUAUUGUUACAUGUAGAAGUCUGUGUACAAUAGCAUUGUUUUGAAGACAUACUUUUUCUCUGUCUAUUUUUCUGUUGGCUAAAAGAAAUACUGAGUACAGAUAGAUUAUCCAAUUGUUCUUUACUUUGCUUUUCCAAUUCUUUUGUUUGUAUAAGGUAGGUUUGUUUUUAGAGUCACACGCUUCUUGUCUGCAUACAUAGCUCAUAAUUUGAGUAAUACGGAUGCAGGUUUCAUAUGGGGGUAAAGAUGUUUAAAACCUAACCUCCCACCAAAUGUACAGCUUCAGGGAAUAGAUAAAUAUUUCUUAAGACCCAGUAAUAUUUGAAAUAAAUGGAGAUCCUUUAAAAGUUUGAAUUGUUAAUUAAGGGAAAUGUGUUUACACUUUUUGAAUGUUUUAGCUUUGUAUUAGAGUACAUGUCAUGAUAUAUGACACUUACAUGUUAGUACAUUUGUAUUUCCAUUGCUUUAUUGCUUCUUGCAGUAAAUGUAUAUUAUAAAAAUGAUAAUCUACAAUUUGUGUUAUAAAUGCUGAUAGAA